AUGAGUGCCGUGGCCACUCUGUGCGUCAUCGUGGCCGGAGCGACUGCCGUGCUGUUCGCAGCGGCAGGAAAACUGUGGGCCAGCCGGCUGCGUACUGGUGUGCCCGGACCACCCACUCUCCCCAUACUGGGCAACCUGCUGUUCUUUCGGAAACUGCCUGUUGUCUACGAACACUGCAACAAGCUGCAAAGACUGUACGGAAAUGUCUACAGGUUUUAUAUAGGCCCAGUGCUCAUUGUGGUGGUGACACAGUUGGAAGACGCGCAGAAGCUACUGGCAGGCACGAAGUUGCGAGACCGGGGCUCCUACUUAAUGCGGCCCCUUUGUCCCUUUCUGGACAAUGGCCUCAUAACCAACAGCGGUGAGACGUGGAAGAGUCAACGGAAACUUAUCGAGCCUUGCUUCCAUUCUGAGGUACUGAAAGGGUUCUCGAUCGCCUACAACGAGGGAGCUCAGUACAUCUGCGACUACCUGAAGAGGGCGGGAGGCUGCCAGGUACAGCUGUACGAACCGGUCUGCCUGCUGUCGAUGCGCACACUGGCCGCGUCCGUGUUCGGACUGCCGUUCGAGGAGAUGGUGCAGGACCAGGACACGCGGGAUCAGGUCACCACUGCUUUCAUGGAAGGUUUGCGUAUUAUCCAGGACCUGUCAAUGCCGGGAACUCUCCCAGAAGCAUCUGACCGAAGUCGUUGUCCGCUGGCGGUGAGUCGAAGGAGAGGCGAGCAGAAGAAGGGGCAGUUGUUGCAUCAUUCAGGCGCCGUAGCUCCGGGAGCUUGUUCUCCAACUACUGUUCCACACGAGCGCUCAGCAUUCGGACGAAAACGGCGCCAGUGA
This is a messenger RNA of Schistocerca gregaria, 834 nucleotides long. Its product is annotated as cytochrome P450 4d2-like. The record is from RefSeq and is a predicted model, not a curated record. Gene Ontology annotation, molecular function: oxidoreductase activity, acting on paired donors, with incorporation or reduction of molecular oxygen; heme binding; iron ion binding. Lineage: Eukaryota; Metazoa; Arthropoda; Insecta; Orthoptera; Acrididae. The transcript has 4 exons. Bases 1 to 834 code for a protein of 277 amino acids.